AUGUUUAAUAAAUACUCUUUAACUUUUUAAUCAACGAAUUUAGAAUUAGAAUACAGAGAAAGCCAAAUACCCGUUGUGAAAAGAGAGUAUACAGCAUUUUCUUUAUAAGCAUGCGUAAUUUUUAUAUGAAAAAAGUAGUUAUACAUGAUUUUUUAUUCCAUUUACUACUUUAGAAGUCAGCCUUAUUUUAUAGCCAUAUUGCUUAGUUGUUGUUUUAUAGUUAUUUUUAUUAUCUUCUCAAAAUUUUUAGUAGAUAAAUACCCUAGUGUCAUUAAUAUAAUUUUACCUAUUCUAUAAAUAAUUAUGGCUAUGAUAUAAAGUGUUGAUUAUAUUUUUAGAGAAAGUAAUCCAAAUUAUUCCUAUAAUACAAACUAUGACUGGUAUUAUGGAUUUUCAGCUUGCUAUUUUCAUAUUGGUAAAUUUUUCACUUUAAAAGUAGCAAUAUUUAUUCAAGGUUAUGUAUUAUGGUCUCAAACAUUUAUUGUAAUAGGCUUAUUACUUGCAUAUAUAUUAUGGGCUUAUAAUUCCUCUUAUGUUUAUGUUAGUUUACUUUUAAGUUUUAUUUCUGUAAUAGUUGGGAUGAUUGCAAUUAAAUACAGUAUAGAGAGUAAUAAAAGACAAUAAUUUCUUCAUAAUAGAGAAAGAAAAAAAUGGUUUACAGUAAAUUCAUAUAAUUUAAAUUAUUAGAUAAUUGAUACAGUCUUAGAAUAAUCGAUUUUAGUUAUUAAAUUGGAUAAGUAAUAAGACUAGUUGAGAAUACAUUAAAUGAAUAAUAUUACUAGAGAAAUUUUAAAAAUUCAUAAUGAUAACGAUUUAAGAACAAGUUUAAGAAAUGUAAAAUUUUAAGAUAAAUUAUAAAGCUUACUUAUUCAAAAGGAACAAAAGUUUUGGGGCAAGAUUAUAAAUGUACUCUUGAAAAACAUAUUAGAAUGAUGUUACAAAAUAAUUCAUCAUCUGGUUCUGCAUUUGAAUUAAAAAAAAGAGGUUCAUUAGAUAAAUAAAUCAAUUCAUUAAUUUGCCGAUCCAAUCUAAUAGAAAAUUAAUUCAAAGUUUAAAUUGUAAAUUACUGGACUGAUGAACAAUAAAUGGUAAUAAUGGCUACUGAAUGUUUAAAUAAUUAUUCUUAAAAUCAUGAUAAAUUAGAAUUAAAUUUUAAAAAUAGACUCAUAACUUCUUUAGCUUAACAUUGUUUGAAUGUUUACUUAAAAGAAAAAAAUGAUAGAUUUUCUUAAUUAUAAUGCAUGAAUUACUUUGUAUCUUUAAAUAUUCUAUAAAAUCCACAUAUUUUAAAUGGGGUUAGUGUACAGAAAUAUAGUUCAAAUCAGAUUAUAUAAUUAUUAAAGUCAGUCUUUGGAAAUCAACUAACAAUUAUUAAUAAAUUAAAAAUAUAAAAUUUGUAUAUAGAUUUAAACUCAGUUUUGUUGAUAUUUAUUUCAUUACUUUAAUUUAGAUAAAAAAAUGAAGGGUUUAUCAAGUUAUCAUCAAAAAUUAAUGAAGAGAAUAUUGAAACUAUACAUUUUACUUUGAUAUAACCAACUAAAUAAAUAGUUCCUUAAAUUAGAGUUUACUUUACUAAACCCUUAAAUUUUUGUGAUAAACAAGACAAAUCUUUAAAUAUCUUACAUCUUCAAGAGUAUCUACUACAUUUAGAUAAGAAGUUAAAUUAUAAGGAUCCAUUAAAAGCUGCAACUAUAAUCAUUAUGAAAUUUUUACUCUGGCGUUUCUGUUGUAAUGCAUAGAUUAAAACCAAAUAAAAAAAUAACUUAACUUAUUUUUCAUUUUCCUUGCUUAAUUAGUGA
Molecule: messenger RNA, 1799 nt
Organism: Paramecium sonneborni
Lineage: Eukaryota; Ciliophora; Oligohymenophorea; Peniculida; Parameciidae
Source: the annotation of a GenBank genome assembly